AUGGCGAUCGCGCGGAGCCACGUCGUGUCGCGCCCGGCGGCGGCGGCGCGGUACGGGUCGUCUCCGGACCUGCUGGCGGCGUCGCUGCAGCAGUCGUUCCGGUACGCGCGGCUGUGGACGGCGUUUCAGCAGUUCUUCGGCUUCUUCGCCUUCCUCCUCACGCUCUG
This is a messenger RNA of Closterium sp. NIES-65, 167 nucleotides long. The record is from the annotation of a GenBank genome assembly. Lineage: Eukaryota; Viridiplantae; Streptophyta; Zygnematophyceae; Desmidiales; Closteriaceae.